Messenger RNA from Phodopus roborovskii (desert hamster), 1411 nucleotides. It is a transcript of the gene Barx2, whose product is annotated as BARX homeobox 2. NCBI's taxonomy places the organism in Eukaryota, Metazoa, Chordata, Mammalia, Rodentia, Cricetidae. Gene Ontology annotation, molecular function: DNA-binding transcription factor activity, RNA polymerase II-specific; RNA polymerase II transcription regulatory region sequence-specific DNA binding. The transcript has 4 exons. Gene Ontology annotation, cellular component: nucleus. Gene Ontology annotation, biological process: regulation of transcription by RNA polymerase II. The record is from RefSeq and is a predicted model, not a curated record. The coding region runs from base 247 to 1086 and encodes 279 amino acids.
GCGCGCUGAUUGACAGCUGCGGUGUCCCAAAAAGGCUGUAGUCAAAGAUGCUGUUCAGCGGGUGGGUGUAGACGCUGCAGGCGCGCCCGUGCCCGCUCAGGUCCGUCCGCGCGCCUCCCCGGCCCCGCCGCCCCUCUGGCUGCGGAAGAGCGGGGCUCAGGCCCCAGCCCGAGUGCCAACCCCCGCGCUCCCGGACGAGCCGGCGCUCGCAGCACUCAGGUCGCCAGGCUCUAGUCCCGGCUCACCAUGCACUGCCACGCGGAACUGAGGCUGAGCUCACCCGGCCAGCUCAAAGCAGCCAGGCGGCGCUACAAGACUUUCAUGAUCGAUGAGAUACUCUCCAAGGAGACCUGCGACUACUUUGAGAAACUUUCCCUCUACUCUGUGUGCCCUUCGCUGGUGGUGCGACCCAAGCCCCUGCACUCUUGUACGGGCUCUGCUUCCUUAAGGGCAUAUCCUCUCCUCUCUGUGAUCACCCGGCAGCCCACAGUCAUCUCCCACCUGGUUCCCACCGGCCCAGGAAUCACCCCAGUGUUAUCCCGACAUCCAGUCACUGAGGCUGCUGCAGCCGAGACCCCUGGAGGCGAGGCUUUAGCCAGCAGCGAAUCUGAGACAGAGCAACCCACACAGCGGCAGAAGAAACCACGUAGGAGUCGCACCAUCUUCACUGAGCUACAGCUCAUGGGCCUGGAGAAGAAAUUUCAAAAACAGAAGUACCUGUCUACCCCAGACAGAUUGGACUUGGCCCAGUCUCUGGGACUUACUCAGCUGCAAGUGAAGACUUGGUAUCAGAACCGCAGGAUGAAAUGGAAGAAGAUGGUUCUUAAAGGUGGACAGGAAGCACCCACAAAACCUAAGGGGCGUCCUAAGAAGAACUCUAUUCCCACAUCAGAGGAGAUUGAAGCUGAAGAGAAGAUGAACAGCCAGGCCCAGAGUCAAGAGCACCUGGAGUCUUUGCAGGGACACGAGGAGCCCUGUGAUACCCAGGAUCCCAAAACACACCAUGUCCCUCUGGAGGUGGCAGAACCACCUCACCAGCCCCAGGAGUUGCCAGAAGCUUCUUCUGAACCCCCACCAUUAAGCUAAACUAAAGUUCUUUGGGGGAAGGGGGAGACUGGGAAUAAGGGAAGAGAGAAGGCAAGGAGACUCAGGAGAGAAAGACUGCUAAGGCCUAGUCAGUGGGUGGAGGAGCGCCACCUGUCUCCCUCUCCCAGUGGCAUUUUCAUCUUGAGCAUUUGAUGAAGACUUGUUUGCAUUGGGACUUGCCCUUCUUGCAAGGCUAUGUUAGCCACAGGUACCCUUGAGUAAGGGAGAUAGCGCCUUGGAGCUGCUUGCCCAGGCGGGGGUGAUGGCUGUGGGGUUAGGUACAGCAAGCAGACUAUCAGUGUGACAAGCUGGGCUGGCCUGCAGG